AUGCAAACUAUUGAAAGAUAAAAAAUAGAUGAUAUGCUUAAUAAUAAUAUGGUUGACGAAGCUUUAAAUUAUAUUAAUGAUUCUUUAAAUUUGUGCCCUAAUUCUGCUUCUGCUUAAACAUUAACAUUAAGAGGUAAUUAUCUCUGAAAUUCUAAUAGGAAAAAUCUUAUUAAUCAAAAAGUUAUAUGAUGAAGCAAUCAUCAAUUUGAACUAAGCAAUUCAAUUAAACCCAUUUUUAGAAGAAUCAUUUUAUCUUAGAUGUAAAUUUGUUUUAUAAUUUCAAGCAAAAUGGUUUAUAAAAAAAAAGAUGUGGAAGGAUGCUCAUGAAGAUUGUGAACGUGCUCUUAAAUUAAAUCCAAAUUAUGCUUUGGCAUAUGCAGGAUUGGGUAUAAUGAUAAAUAAUAAUUAGGUAUAUUGAUGGUAAAAUAAAGUAAAAAUUAUGAUGGACUUAUCUUUUUUAAAUAAGCUAUAGAUUUAGAUGAUAAUUGUUGCUUAGCUUAUUAUAAUUUAGGUUUUAAGGUUUGUUGAUUAUUUAGGGAAUCUAUAUUUUCAAAUUGAUAAUUAUGAUCCGGCAUUAAGAAAUUUAAAUAAGGCUAUUUAAAUUGAUAAAAAAUUUGCUAAUGCUUAUGAAAAAAGAGGUUUCAACUUAUAAUAUAUAUUAGGAAUGUUAUUUUGGAAAACAGGCUAUAAAGAUAAGGCACUAAAGGACUUUGACAAAUUAAUAGAAUUAAAACCAACAUCUUAUAAUGCUUAUGCUUGUAGAGGUAAACUAAUUAUUAAAUUACUUAGCAAUUUUAAACGAGAUUAUUGGAGAAGAUGAAAAGGCACUCAUUGAUUUUAAUAAAGUGAUUGAAUUAAAAUCUGAUUCUAUGAUGCUUUAUCAUCAAAGAGGUAAAUUAUUAAUAAAAGAACAUAGGACUUUUAUAAAUGAAGAGUUUGAAAAUAGAUGAAAAAGAAAUUACUUAAAUAUUAAACAAUAAAGCUUUUGAUUAGAAUUGUGAUGCAUGGGAAUAGUCUAAAUUAAGAGGUAAACUAAAAAAAUAUUAUAAAGAAAUUAUAUUAGGAUAGCAAUAAAUUAUAAUGCAAGCUAUUGAAGAUUUUAAUAAAGCUCUUGAAUUGAAUCCUGAAUUUCUUCAAGCUAAAUUUUGUAGAAGUAAUUGAUAUUUAAUACAUAGAUUUAUUAAAAGGAAUGAUUAAAGGUGAUAGAAUAACUUUGAGUGGAUUUAUUCAAUUCCUUUAAAUUAAACCUAGUUUAUUUGAUAGUAUUAUUAAUAUUUAAUAAUAUUCUAGAAGUCGUAGAUUAGGAUCCUAAUUAAUCUGAAGAAGAUGAGAUUAGUAGUAAGUAUUUUAACAUAAUUAAAUAGUGUUAAGAUAUUAUUUUUGUGGAAUUAAAAAUUUGAAAUUAAAAGAUUCUGAAAAACCAAUUGAUAUUGAUUACAAAACUAUACUUUAAUAUUUUAGUUAAUGUAAUAAGAAGAAUUAUAUUAUAAGUACCUAUAUAAUAGAAGAUAAUUAAGGAAGAAAAAAUGAUAAAAGAAUUAAUCAAUAAGAUUGAAUUAAAUUCAAAUUCAGCUGAAUUGUAUAUAAAUAUAGGUAAUAUAUCACUAAUAAUAAGGAAAAUUAUAUAUGAAAUAAAAAAAUUAUGAAUUGGCACUUGAAAAUUUAAACAAAGGUAUUGAAUUGGAUCCAAAAUCUUUUUUAGCUUAUUUUAAGAGAGGUAUGAAAUAAUAGAAAACAUAUUAGCAAAACUGUUUAUUAAUUUGUAAUAUUAUUAUAAAUCUCUUGAAGAUUAUUAAGAAGCUCUUAAAAUAUUAGAGUUUGAUCAAGAAAAUCUUGAAAAAUAAGUGAAUAUGAAUUAAUAGGAUUAUUAAUCUAAAUCUUUAUAUAUAAUUAAAUUANUAGGUUUUAAGGUUUUUUUAUUAUUUAGGGAAUCUAUAUUUUCAAAUUGAUAAUUAUGACCCGGCAUUAAGAAAUUUAAAUAAGGCUAUUUAAAUUGAUGAAAAAUUUGCUAAUGCUUAUGAAAAAAGAGGUUUCAAUUUAUGAUAUAUAUUAGGAAUGUUAUUUUGGAAAACAGGCUAUAAAGAUAAGGCACUAAAGGACUUUGAAAAAUUAAUAGAAUUAAAACCAACAUCUUAUAAUGCUUAUGCUUGUAGAGGUAAACUAAUUAUUAAAUUACUUAGCAAUUUUAAACGAGAUUAUUGGAGAAGAUGAAAAGGCACUCAUUGAUUUUAAUAAAGUGAUUGAAUUGAAAUCUGAUUCUAUGAUGCUUUAUCAUUAAAGAGGUAAAUUAUUAAUGAAACAACAUAGGACUUUUAUAAAUGAAGAGUUUGAAAAUAGAUGAAGAAGAAAUUACUUAAAUAUUAAACAAUAAAGCUUUUGAUUAGAAUUGUGAUGCAUGGGAAUAGUCUAAAUUAAGAGGUAAACUAAAAAAAUAUUACAAAGAAAUUAUACUCGGAUAGCAAUAAAUUAUAAUGCAAGCUAUUGAAGAUUUUAAUAAAGCUCUUGAAUUGAAUCCUGAAUUUCUUCAAGCUAAAUUUUGUAGAAGUAAUUGAUAUUUAAUACAUAGAUUUAUUAAAAGGAAUGAUUAAAGGUGAUAGAAUAACUUUGAGUGGAUUUAUUCAAUUCCUUUAAAUUAAACCUAGUUUAUUUGAUAGUAUUAUUAAUAUUUAAUAAUAUUCUAGAAGUCGUAGAUUAGGAUCCUAAUUAAUCUGAAGAAGAUGAGAUUAGUAGUAAGUAUUUUAACAUAAUUAAAUAGUGUUAAGAUAUUAUUUUUGUGGAAUUAAAAAUUUGAAAUUAAAAGAUUCUGAAAAACCAAUUGAUAUUGAUUACAAAACUAUACUUUAAUAUUUUAGUUAAUGUAAUAAGAAGAAUUAUAUUAUAAGUACCUAUAUAAUAGAAGAUAAUUAAGGAAGAAAAAAUGAUAAAAGAAUUAAUCAAUAAGAUUGAAUUAAAUUCAAAUUCAGCUGAAUUGUAUAUAAAUAUAGGUAAUAUAUCACUAAUAAUAAGGAAAAUUAUAUAUGAAAUAAAAAAAUUAUGAAUUGGCACUUGAAAAUUUAAACAAAGGUAUUGAAUUGGAUCCAAAAUCUUUUUUAGCUUAUUUUAAGAGAGGUAUGAAAUAAUAGAAAACAUAUUAGCAAAAUUGUUUAUUAAUUUGUAAUAUUAUUAUAAAUCUCUUGAAGAUUAUUAAGAAGCUCUUAAAAUAUUAGAGUUUGAUCAAGAAAAUCUUGAAAAAUAAGUGAAUAUGAAUUAAUAGGAUUAUUAAUCUAAAUCUUUAUAUAUAAUUAAAUUAUUGAAAGAUAUAUAGCAUGGGAUUACUUAAAUCAAAUUAUAAUUUAGAAAAGCAGAGAAAUUAAAUUAAUAAUAAACUUAGACUUCUUACGAUUUGUUGUCACUCUUAGAGUAAUAAGUUAAAUAAUAAUUGAGAGGAUAAUCAUAAUUUAAUAAUAAUUAAGAAUAUCAUUUAAAUUAAAACAUUUAUUUAAAAUAAAUUAAUGUAUAAAAUGGAUAAAUUAACAGUGAUUUAAAUAAUGUUCGAAAUUCAAAUUCUAAUGUAUAUGCACAUACAAGAAUUCAUGAUCAAGAAACUAAUAAUGAAAUUUUAUAAUUAGAAAUGUAAAAGGAAACUUCAACUAUUGAUUAUCAAGACUUAUUAAAAUAAUAAUAAAAUUUAUAUCAAAAUUAUAGAAUUUCAUUAGAUAGAUCAAUUUUUUAUUUAUUAAAAAAUUUUCCAGAUUUAUUUACAUUUAACGAAUAAGAAUCUGAUUUUGAAGACAAUUAAAGAAGUUAAAUAGUUUUAGAAAAUGGAUUAUUAUUGGGUUUAGGAAGCUCAGGAUAAGUUUAUUAUACAGUUAAUCCAAAAACUAAUAAACCUGCUGCAUUAAAAGUAUAAUCAAAUUGUACUUUUGAUGAUAUAAUUUACAAAACUAUUGAAUGUAGAUUACAAUAUUCAAUUUCAUUGAAAUAUCCAGAAUCUAUUAUAGGAAUAUAAGGUAAAAUUAUAAUUAGAUAAAAUUCUUUCAAUAAUUAUAAUAUGUAUGCCUAUUUAGAUCUAGGUCUUGGUAGUUUAAGAUAAUUUAGAAAUAAAAUGGUUAGAUUUACAGAAUCAUAACUUGAUAAUAUAUAUAAUUCCAUAUUAGAUAGUAUAAUUAAACUACAUACUCUUAAGAUAUCUCAUGGAGAUAUUAAAUUGGAAAACAUCAUUAAUACAACAGAUAAUGGAUGGGUUUUGGGUGAUUUUGGCAGUGCAUAAGCUUAUUUAACUCCUUAUGGAAAUUAUCCAAUUGUUGGAACUAUGGCUUAUUUACCUAAAUAAAUCAGAAAAGCCAGAAAUAAUAAUCAUUAAUACUUUAAAAUGAAUUUAUUCAAAAAAGACAUUUAUGCAUUUCAAUUAGUAAUGCUAUAACUUAUUUUUUAUGAAGAGAAGUUUUCUAAGCUGCAAUAAAUAUUAGAUGAAUAAAAAUAUAUUCAUCCAAAAAUUGAUCAAUUAUAUAAUAAAGAUUUUAUUUCUAUUAAAGCUGAAUUUAUGAAAUUGAAAUUCGAAAGAAAAUAAUCAAUUAAAGAAUUAAUACCCAUCCAUGUUCAAGUUUAUUAAAAUUUUAAUUUAAAUUACUAAUAUGAAGUUGAAUUAAAUUAAUACAUCUAUUUGAGUAAUUUUGCAAAAGAAAAAAAAUUAAAUAAAUUUUUGUAUAUUUUACUAAAAAUAUAAAAUAUUGAAAAUCUUGAAAAUAGAGUGAAGCAAAUGAGAAUAGCCAAAAAAUUUUAUAGAAAGUAUACUCCUUUGAUAUCAGCUUAAGAGAUUUUUGAUGAGAUUGUAUUUGAGUAAUUAACAGAAUUAGAAUAUGAUUUAUACUUUGAUAUUUUUGAAAUAAAAGGAGCUAAAAUGUUACAAUUAAUGAUUUGUUAAGGUUAUUAAUAAAUAUAAAAAAAAGAAAAUUACAGCCUAAAAUUAUAAGAGGCUGAGAUUCUUUAUGUAAUGGGUGAUUGGGAUGAUGCAAGAAUUAUCAUAAAUGGCAUUGAAAAUGAAUUAGAAUUAGAUAAUGAUGAAUAAAUUUUAAAGUUUUGUUUUUUAAAUGCAAGAUUAAAUAAUCAAUGGAUAGAAGCAUUUGAGGAUAUCAUUACAUAUAUUAGUAAUUAUAAAGAGCCCUUUUAAAUGGUAAUUGAAUGGCAAUUUAUCAUAUUGGAUUCGCUUUGGAUUGAUAAGUCAUUAAAAUAAAUAAAUAUAAUGUAUUUAAAAUAUUAAGUUUGGUAACCAGAAAAAUUUAAAAGAAAAUUAAAUUUANACUUUUGAUGAUAUAAUUUACAAAACUAUUGAAUGUAGAUUACAAUAUUCAAUUUCAUUGAAAUAUCCAGAAUCUAUUAUAGGAAUAUAAGGUAAAAUUAUAAUUAGAUAAAAUUCUUUCAAUAAUUAUAAUAUGUAUGCCUAUUUAGAUCUAGGUCUUGGUAGUUUAAGAUAAUUUAGAAAUAAAAUGGUUAGAUUUACAGAAUCAUAACUUGAUAAUAUAUAUAAUUCCAUAUUAGAUAGUAUAAUUAAACUACAUACUCUUAAGAUAUCUCAUGGAGAUAUUAAAUUGGAAAACAUCAUUAAUACAACAGAAAAUGGAUGGGUUUUGGGUGAUUUUGGCAGUGCACAAGCUUAUUUAACUCCUUAUGGAAAUUAUCCAAUUGUUGGAACUAUGGCUUAUUUACCUAAAUAAAUCAGAAAAGCCAGAAAUAAUAAUCAUUAAUACUUUAAAAUGAAUUUAUUCAAAAAAGACAUUUAUGCAUUUCAAUUAGUAAUGCUAUAACUUAUUUUUAAUGAGGAGAAUUUUUAUAAACUUCAAUAAAUACUAGAUGAAUAAAAAUAUAUUCAUCCAAAAAUUGAUCAAUUAUAUAAUAAAGAUUUUAUUUCUAUUAAAGCUGAAUUUAUGAAAUUGAAAUUCGAAAGAAAAUAAUUAAUUAAAUAAUUAAUACCCAUCCAUGUUCAAAUCUAUUAAAAUUUUAAUUUAAAUUAUUAAUAUGAAGUUGAAUUAAAUUAAUACAUCUAUUUGAGUAAUUUUGCAAAAGAGAAAAAACUAAAUAAUUUUUUGUAUAUAUUACUAAAAUUAUAAAAUAUUGAAAAUCUUGAAAAUAGAGUGAAGCAAAUGAGAAUAGCCAAAAAAUUUUAUAGAAAGUAUACUCCUUUGAUAUCAGCUUAAGAGAUUUUUGAUGAGAUUGUAUUUGAGUAAUUAACAAAAUUAGAAUAUGAUAUAUACUUUGAUAUUUUUGAAAUAAAAGGAGCUAAAAUGUUACAAUUAAUGAUUUGUUAAGGUUAUUAAUAAGUAUAAAAAACAGAAAAUUACAGCUUAAAAUUAUAAGAAGCUGAGAUUCUUUAUGUAAUGGGUAAUUGGGAUGAUGCAAGAAUUAUCAUAAAUGGCAUUGAAAAUGAAUUAGAAUUAGAUAAUGAUGAAUAAAUCUUAAAGUUAUGUUAUUUAAAAGCAAGAUUAAAUAAUCAAUGGAUAGAAGUAUUUGACGAUAUCAUCAAGUAUAUUAGAAAUUAUAAAGAGCCCUUUUAAAUGGUAAUUGAAUGGCAAUUUAUCAUUUUGGAUUCGCUUUGGAUUAAUAAGUCCUUAAAGUAAAUAAAUAUAAUGUAUUUAAAAUAUUAAGUUUGGGAACCAGAAAAAUUUAAAAGAAAAUUAAAUUUAACAAAUUAUCUUCCUUAAUUAUUGCUUGACUUUAAUAGUUUUGAAAUAUUUAAAUAAUAAGAGGUUACAUUUCAUUCAUUCAUGGAAUAAAUGAGAUAGUUGAAUUAUGAUAAUUACUCUAUUUUUUUUCAAUUCUGGGCAUAUUGCGAAUUAUGUGAUUAUAAUACUGAAAACUAUUAUGAUCUAAUCACAUUAUUUAUAAAUUUUAUAGAGGAUAAUUUAGAAGAAUAUUAUUUUAUUUGGAUUGCAUAUGAUUAGUUUGCUUAAUAUCUUACUUAUAUAAAAGAUUAUAAAUUGGCACAUUAAUAUUUUGAGAAAGCAUUAAAAAUAGUUUAAAAUGAUUGUCCUUUAAAUUAAUAUAAUGUUUAUUACCAUUUGUGGAGAUUAGAAUUUAAAGAAAAAUAAUAAUGUAAUUGGGAUAUAUUUGGUAUCAUAUUGAAGAUUUUAAUUAAAAUGCCAACAACAAACUUAAAUGAUUAUCUUGAAAAAAUUUUAUUUGAUGAAUUAAAUUCCUAUGUUAAAUUAUUUAAUUUUAAACUUGAUACACAACCUUUUGUAUAGGAAACAUUAUCAGAAGAAGAUAUCAGAACACUUAGUUUAAACUCAGAAUUAACGAGAAGAUUUUUUAAAAAAAAUAUUAGUUUUUAAGAAUGUAUAUCUAUUAUUGAAGAAUUAUUUCCAUAAGUUUAUAUAAGAUCAGGAAAUAAACAUAACUUUGAUGAUUUUUUAAUUUUUUCAUUUGCAAAUUUGACUAAAAUGAAAACUGAAAGUGAAUUUUCACAAAAACAGUUUUAAUAUCUUGUAAGAUUAUUGUAGUCAUUUACAAUAUUAUCAUCAAUUAAUCCAAAUAGCUAAAUUUUCUAAAAAUUAAUUAAUGAACAUAUUGAAUUUAAGUCUUACAUUUAAAAGUGUUUAUUCUAUUUUGAUAUAGAAAGGUCAAAAGAAGCAUUUAACAUGUACAAUUCUUAUUUGUAUCAUCAAAUAUAUUAUUGA
Molecule: messenger RNA, 7652 nt
Organism: Paramecium pentaurelia
Lineage: Eukaryota; Ciliophora; Oligohymenophorea; Peniculida; Parameciidae
Source: the annotation of a GenBank genome assembly